AUGGAGUUGAACAUUCAAUCACCGAGCACGGACUCUCUACCCAACCUGUCGUCGUACCGACCUGAAUCCCCAAUCCCCUCUAGGCCGCCCACUCCUAUGAGUUAUGCGUCGUAUGAGGAUGAUCCAUCGUCGGUGUCAACGGCAAAGGGGUCAGGCGAACUCAAGAAGUACGAUCGUAGUAUCACACCGAGCCCAACACCACGGCCUCUACCACCCGGACGCGUGCUUACGGAAGCUACCCCCCUUGAAGGUCCCCGCUACAUCAGACAAGCUUUGGUCCAAGACCUUACUCCUGUGCUUGAAUUGCCUCGGAUGUGUCUCCAGUUUCCACAUUCCCCCGAUUGGGAUGACCCUGAUCUGCGCGGCUGGGCUCCGGUCACGCAUUCCGAAGGUUGCCUCUACUUUUACCACGAAGAAAAGCGUAUCUUGACAGAUGCAUACCUAUACCAACAAGCGUACCUGGACGAAGUAGAGAUGCUCGUUGAGCACCUUGAUUGGCUAUUGAAGGAGCACUCCGGAGAUACGCUACCAUCGGGCUGUGAACUCGUUAUUCAGGUCCUCUUCGACGAAUGGGCAGGAGAGAGAAGUGUGCUGUGGCAGUACUACUACAUCCACCAUGAGACGCGAAGCCUGUUCUGGUUGCGACCAUUCUCGAUGAGCGAAUAUCUUGGAGAAAUAUCGGGUUCUGUCAGCCCUGCACAUUCAAAGCAUCUACUCGAGAGCUGGUACUGGAACCACGUAUCUUCCUUCCCGACCACCUUCAAGUCCCACGACCCUCUCAUCGAAGAACUCGUCGGAGAUCUCACAUUCUUCUGCACUGACUACAUAACCUCUCCCACGACAACUAUCCCCUAUCCGCUUGAGGAGCUGUUGAACAUGAUCCGGCUAUUAGGUAGAAAGGAACCCGGCGCGGGAGCGGCCCCAAUUGCUGCUGCUCUUGGGCGCAUGAUGUCAGUCUUCUGUCACUGGCGUUACAUUCACUUCCAUGGACAACGCUACGCGAGGAUGAACAGACAUGAAAGUGUACAACAGGCGUCCGCGGUACGGCCCCGCACUUGGCUCAUGAAGGUCUUCUCCUGCCUCUUCCUGUUUGCACCGGAGGUGCACCUAAGCGAAAUGGAGAAGCUCUACGUCGACGGCGUGAUCGUGAUGUAUAUAUGGAAGCGGCACAUCACCAAGCUACAAGACGAAUGGCAAGAGUUGAUCACCUAUGCUACGAUCAUUCUGACAGCCAGCGUUUCGAUGCUUUCUGUUCCGGACGUAAUUCUCUUCCCGGGUCAGCCAAGUGGGGUAGGAGCGGGCACUAACAUUCAGGACUAUCUACCGCCAUUGCGCUCACCCGCAGCCAUCGCCAGCUACAUCUCGAUCUUGUGCAGCACAGGGAGCAUCGUACUAGGACUCAUGCUCGUGCGCCAACAUCGCACGAAGAACCGCGACUUCGCGGACGAGGCUUCGGCAUACAUGGACCAGCAAGAUAGGCCGUACUUUCACCAUGAGCCGUUGGCUAUUCUGUAUAGCCUCCCGUAUGCACUGCUCAUGUGGGCCAUGCUUUCGUUCCUGGCCAGCAUCAUGAUCUUCACUCUCGUCAAAACCGACAUCGCGACUCAGUCCACUAUUGCAGGCGUUGCCGUAGUCGUCUCGGCUCUUAUCGUUUGGUGCGCUGCCGCCGCAUGGGAUCGAGAGGCGCCACCACGAACGCCGCUGCUGCAGACCGUGAGGCAGAUCGUCUCGUUCGGGCGAGGCGAUGCAACGUCCCAUGAUACUGCAUCGGAGAAGUCAGGGAGAUUACCCCGCAUGCAUUUGCGCUCGCUGGCGGAAAGGAUGCGCGGGACAAGAGCUUGUCGCGCUAAUGAGGUGUAG
Molecule: messenger RNA, 1860 nt
Organism: Peniophora sp. CBMAI 1063
Lineage: Eukaryota; Fungi; Basidiomycota; Agaricomycetes; Russulales; Peniophoraceae
Source: the annotation of a GenBank genome assembly